AUGUCCGACCCACGCUCAAAAGAUGAGCCCGGCCAAUCGUCAACCCUGCGCAGGGAGCGCGCGCCGACUAUUACUAUCGACACCUCGGCCGUGAACCCCCCGGAUAACGAAUACACACCUUUACAAAUCCGCUCGGGAGGAUCACGGAUGUACACCGAUAACGCACAUGCCCCCGAUACAACCGCACUGCUGAGCAAUGGCAGUCGCAAUGGCAGUGCCUCUUCUACGGAUAUGCAUUCCACAGCCUCAAUUCGCUCCAAUGCAUCCUCCGAAGCUCGGGACCGAGAGAGCCGGCCAACCUCACCUCACAACAUCUCAUCGCCCAAGACGAAGGCGGCCGAGACACAUUCCAACUUCCUCUCCGUCCCUGGAACACGCUCGAGAGGCAAUUCGUUGGAGUCGGAGGAGACCAACCAAACAUCAAGCACCUACGGCGGCGACACAUAUGUGCCCUCAUCAUCUCAGGAAUCAGCAUCUGAUUCGCCUAAAAGCCCCGCCACAAACGGCGUUCACGAUGAGGAUCCCCUGUCCCCAGACCCCGGCCGCGAAGACGAAUUUGAGGUCGAGGAUAACAAGUUCGCCUUUUCCCCUGGUCAGCUGAACAAGCUUCUCAACCCGAAGAGCUUUGGCGCCUUCCAUGCGUUGGGAGGCCUGCGAGGGCUGGAAAAAGGACUCCGAACUGAUAUAAAAAGUGGCUUGAGUGUGGAUGAGACAAACCUGGACGGAACUGUCAGCUUUGACGAGGUGGUCACACCUACCACACCUGCCUCGGGAAAGAACAUGCCCAAGUCUGCCUCUCCGACUAAACCACCGCCACCCGCGACCGAGGGUUCCGUCAUAACGCAGCACAACGGAGAAAAUUUCGUCGAUCGCAGACGUAUCUACGGCGAUAAUACGCUUCCAGAGAGGAAAUUGAAGACGAUCUGGGAGCUAGCAUGGAUUGCCUACAACGACAAGGUGUUGAUCUUAUUGACCAUUGCGGCUAUAGUUUCACUUGCUGUGGGAAUUCCGCAAUCGCUCCACCCAGCAAAUCCCGAUGAACCUGGCGUCGAAUGGGUCGAAGGUUUGGCCAUUCUCGUGGCCAUUAUUAUCGUGGUGGUGGUCGGUGCAGCGAAUGACUGGCAAAAGGAACAACAGUUUGCAAAACUCAACAAAAAGAAAGAGAAUCGACUGGUCAAGGUAAAACGAUCCGGCCGAACCGAGGAAAUUUCCGUCCACGACGUCUUGGUUGGCGAUGUGAUGCUUUUGGAACCCGGCGAUAUGGUCCCAGUUGAUGGAAUCUUGAUUGAUGGCUACGACCUCAAAUGCGACGAAUCUUCGGCUACGGGCGAGUCUGAUGUUCUCCGCAAAACCCCCGGCGAUGAAGUGUACAAAACAAUGGAACAGAACGAAGAUCUGAAGAAGAUGGAUCCUUUCAUCAUUUCUGGUGCCAAGGUCUCCGAGGGCGUCGGCACGUUUGUGGUCACUGCUACCGGUACGCACGCUACCCUCGGCCGGACGAUGAUGUCCCUCCAAGAGGAGGGCGAGACAACGCCUUUGCAAACGAAGCUCAACAAGUUGGCUGAGUACAUUGCCAAGCUCGGCCUCGCUUCUGGUUUGUUGCUGUUUGUGGUUCUCUUCAUCAAAUUUUUGGUUCGUCUUAAGGACAUUGAGGGUGGUCCGGACGCCAAGGGUCAAGCAUUCCUGCAGAUUUUCAUUGUUGCUGUCACAAUUGUCGUCGUCGCGGUGCCUGAAGGCUUGCCACUGGCUGUCACGCUCGCUCUCGCCUUUGCUACAACCCGAAUGCUCAAAGACAACAACUUGGUUCGCUACCUCAAAGCCUGCGAGACUAUGGGUAACGCUACCACGAUUUGCUCGGACAAAACUGGAACCUUGACGGAGAAUAAAAUGACUGCAGUGGCUGCGACGUUGGGUACCACGUCUCGGUUCGGCAAGUAUUCUGGUGUCUCGACCGAUGAUCAGAGUGAAAUCACUCCCUCGGAUUUUGUCUCCAGCCUAUCACCGUCGGUGAAGGAUGUCCUACUCAAGUCCAUUGUCUACAACUCAACCGCAUUCGAAGGCGAGACAGAUGGAGUCAAGACGUACGUUGGAUCCAAGACAGAGACUGCUCUCUUGACUUUCGCUAGGGAUUACCUUGGAUUGGGGCCCCUUGGCGAAGCGAGAGCAAAUGGCAAGGUCGUCCAGAUGUUCCCAUUCGAUUCUGGCCGCAAAUGCAUGGCAGUCGUGACGCAGCUGGAGAAUGGAAAAUACCGAAUGCUAGUCAAGGGUGCCGCGGAGAUUCUAUCCCACAAGUCGACCCGUAUCGUCCAAGACCCCACUGACACUCUGUCGGAGACUCCUGUUACCGAUGAGAACAGGACUGCACUGGACAGCAUUAUGACCACUUACGCCACCCGCUCUCUCAGAUGCAUUGCGCUGGUUUACCGUGACUUCGAUCAAUGGCCGCCUCGUGGAGCCCCUACUUCCGAAACCGAUGAUACCCAGGCAGUCUUCGAACCUAUCUUCAAGGACAUGGCAAUGUUGGGAAUCUUCGGUAUUCAGGAUCCUGUCCGAGCCGGUGUUGCCGAGGCAGUGUAUACAUGCCAACGCGCUGGAGUGUUUGUCAGAAUGGUGACUGGUGAUAACAUUAUGACCGCCAAGGCCAUUGCCCAGGAGUGUGGUAUCUACACACCUGGUGGUAUCGCCAUUGAGGGACCCAAAUUCCGCAAGCUGAGCACACGCCAAAUGAACCAAAUCAUCCCAAGACUCCAGGUCAUCGCCCGCUCUAGCCCAGAAGACAAGAAGAUCCUGGUCAAUCAACUCAAGAAGCUUGGAGAGACUGUUGCUGUCACUGGAGAUGGUACUAACGACGCCCCUGCCCUCAAGAAUGCCGAUGUUGGUUUUGCAAUGGGUAUCACUGGUACCGAAGUUGCGAAGGAGGCCUCUGACAUUAUUCUCAUGGAUGACAACUUCUCAUCGAUUGUUAAGGCUAUGGCAUGGGGUCGCACCGUCUGUGACGCCGUGAAGAAGUUCCUUCAGUUCCAAAUCACUGUCAACAUCACCGCCGUCAUUCUGACCUUCGUCUCUGCAGUCGCUAGUGAUAGUGAGGACUCAGUUCUUAGCGCAGUGCAGUUGCUGUGGGUCAAUUUGAUCAUGGACACUUUUGCCGCUCUCGCUUUGGCGACAGACCCUCCUACAGCAACAGUGCUUGACCGCAGACCCGAGUCGAAAUCCGAUCCCCUCAUCACUCUGACAAUGUGGAAGAUGAUCAUUGGACAGUCCAUCUACCAGCUGGUUGUAACUUUCGUUUUGAAUUUCGCCGGAGAUAAGAUUUUCUCUUGGGACAGCGGUCAUUUGCAGACCGUGGUCUUCAACACUUUCGUGUUUAUGCAGAUUUUCAACCAGUACAACUCCCGUCGUAUUGACAACAAGCUCAACAUUUUGGAAGGUAUUUUGAGAAACCGUUGGUUCAUUGGUAUUCAGAUCAUCAUUAUUGGAGGUCAAAUCUUGAUCAUCUUCUUUGGUGGCGCUGCUUUCUCCGUCAAGCGUCUUAACGAAGGCUCGCAGUGGGCCGUCAGUCUUGUACUCGGAGCAAUCUCCAUACCCAUCGCUGUGAUCAUUCGUCUUAUUCCGGAUGAAUUCAUCUCGAGACUUAUUCCUCACUUCUGGAAUCGCAACAAGGGUCCCGCAUUGGUCAUUUCAGACGAGGAUCGCAAUUACGAAUGGAACCCUGCCCUGGAAGAGAUCCGCGAUCAGCUCGCCUUCCUCAAGCGCGUCCGCGGUGGCCGUCUGCGACACCUCCGCCACAAGCUGCAGCACCCUCAGGAAUUUCUCCCUCGGUCCCGCAGUGGCUCCCGCUCGCGCGAUUCCUCCACGCCACCCACGCCGAAUGGCGACAAUGACCACGACAACGACAACGGCAGCCCACAGCUGACCACCCCAGAGUCUCGUUCCAGACGCAACACACGGUCGCGCUCGAACUCCACGUUCGGACCCGCCGCUGCCAUGGCCGGUAUCGUUGCCGGCAGUAUUGCCGGAUGGUCUCCGAUCGAGCGAGGCCACGAGGAGCCCGAAGAAGUCACUUUCCCGACCAACGGUGGCCCUCACAGUGGCCUUGAUCGCGAGCCAGGCAUUGAGAUCCACCCAGACACCGCUGCCGAUGAUCGUAUCCUGAACGAGUACUCCCCUGACUCCAAGACACCCCCGAGUCAGAACCCGGAUCUGAUUCCGUUCUUCGAGCAUGCUCCGCCAGACCGCGCGCCCUCUAGCCGUGGCCGUCGGUCCUUGUCUCAGCGAUCGAGAUCGAGUCUCAGUCAGUCGCACGUCUGA
Molecule: messenger RNA, 4308 nt
Organism: Penicillium psychrosexuale
Lineage: Eukaryota; Fungi; Ascomycota; Eurotiomycetes; Eurotiales; Aspergillaceae
Gene: pmcA
Product: putative P-type calcium ATPase
Exons: 1
Coding region: 1-4308 (1435 amino acids)
Biological process (GO): calcium ion transmembrane transport; intracellular calcium ion homeostasis
Cellular component (GO): membrane; intracellular membrane-bounded organelle
Molecular function (GO): ATP binding; P-type calcium transporter activity; ATP hydrolysis activity
Source: RefSeq, a predicted model, not a curated record